This is a messenger RNA of Neoarius graeffei (lesser salmon catfish), 2448 nucleotides long. RefSeq names its product inhibitor of growth family, member 4 (gene ing4). The record is from RefSeq and is a predicted model, not a curated record. NCBI's taxonomy places the organism in Eukaryota, Metazoa, Chordata, Actinopteri, Siluriformes, Ariidae. The transcript is spliced from 8 exons. Gene Ontology annotation, cellular component: nucleus. Gene Ontology annotation, biological process: regulation of DNA-templated transcription; positive regulation of apoptotic process. The coding region runs from base 222 to 974 and encodes 250 amino acids.
AUCGAUUUUUCUAUUCUCUACAUUUCUGCCCUUUCCAGGUCGUCUAGCAGCGUUCAUUUAUUUUUAAACUAAUCAAGUUUAUCGCAGGUACCUUUGAAGAACCGUUACUCGUUUGUUAUUACUAUUAGUAAGUUUGGUAUACGUCGUUUUUUUUUAAUUUCGGGUUAGUUAAACGAUAUACGAAGCACGGAGCUCGGAACAACUUUUGUUUGUUUUCCAAGAUGGCGGCUGGAAUGUAUCUGGAGCACUAUUUGGACAGUAUAGAGAACCUUCCCUUUGAGCUUCAAAGGAAUUUUCAGCUCAUGCGAGACUUGGACCAGCGGACGGAAGAUCUGAAGGGGCAGAUUGAUUCCCUAGCUCGUGACUACACAGCAAAUGCCCGGACCCUGUCCUCAGAGCAGAAACUCUCUCUCCUGAGGCAGAUCCAGCAGUCCUAUGGGAAGUGCAAAGAGUUUGGAGAUGACAAGGUCCAGCUGGCUAUGCAGACAUACGAGAUGGUAGAUAAACACAUCCGGAGGCUGGACACGGACUUGGCCCGUUUUGAGGCGGACCUCAAAGAAAAACAGAUCGAAAGCACAGACUACGAUUCUACCUCCAGUAAGGGAAACAAGAGUGAUCUUCGAGGGCCUAAGGAGAAAAAGGUAUCUCGCACCAGGUCAAAGGUCAAGAACUCCGAUGAUGACUGCAGUCCUAAGAGUGGCCAGAAGAAAAUCAAGCUAAUGCAAACAACUGAGUUCUCCUCUCCAGCUGUGAAUUUCAGCAGUGUUCACCCCUCAGAUGUCCUGGACAUGCCGGUGGACCCGAAUGAGCCAACGUACUGUCUGUGCCACCAGGUCUCCUAUGGAGAGAUGAUUGGCUGUGACAACACUGAUUGCUCCAUUGAAUGGUUUCACUUUGCAUGUGUGGGCCUGACCACCAAGCCCAGGGGAAAAUGGUACUGUCCAAGAUGUUCACAGGAGCGUAAGAAAAAGUGAACAUCCUUUGGGGGGUGGGGGGAGAGAGAGAUGGAAUAUGGCAGAGAAUGAGGUAGAAAGAAAAGGAAAUGAGGUGCAAAGCACCUCCCCAAACACUCUAUAGACACUAAUAUAGAUUCAUGCUCUGCUUAAUCUGGUGCUUGUCCUCCUCCCUUCUAUCCUCACUUUCUUCUCUCUCUAAAACAGAAAGUAGGGAGGAUGGAUGGAUGAAGGAGCUGUAGUUAUAACUGUAGCUUAAUUUAUGGUUCCAGUAAUGAUCGUUACUUUUUUCUUUUUGUUACUUUUGCUUUUUAUAUGUAUGUAAUGUAUGUAUGUUUACUUUGUUUUUGAAUGGUGGUUGGUUGGUUGCUUAUUUUUCCUUAAAUAUUCUUUUCUUUGUAUUGUUACAUAAACACAGCAGUAGAUAAAUCAGGGAGCAUGACACUCAGUGCUUAAGUAUGGUGUCUACUAGAGGCGUCCUUACUUGCUGUUCUUUACCAAACGGUUUCAAGUCAAACACUGGCACAAGGUGAUCCUAUACAAACAUUCUUCUUAGAGACUGUUUUGUUUUUUGUUUUUAAAACUCUGACAUUCUCGUUUCAUUUUUUCCAUUCCUUGGAGAUUGUUUUUCUCAGUAUUGGAUAUGCCCUCUUUAGCUACCUUUCCCCCACAUUGGUUACCUUGGAAAGUAUUUGGAAACAUGCUGAGCUUCACAGUAAGUUCGAUACUUGCACAUAAACCAGUGACUUUCACAUUUCAGGUUUAUUCCACAACUAGCUGCUGUGAAGGACGUUUCCUCUGGUGCUCAUAAAAGUUCACUGUUCAGUGAACUGAACUUUCCAGUAUCAAAUAGAUAGCAUUAAUGCAAAACAGUGAUGAAGUAAGUGCUGGGUAGAAAAGAGUGGCUUUACAUCGUGAUGUUGCGUUCAUAACAAUGUAACAGUGCUUUAUAUAGGUUCCUGUGUGUUGCUGUAUUACAAUCCAAGCUGCGAACAAACAGUUGUAUUUGACCUCUAAUAUCGACUUUUUUAUAUUCUGUUUGACUGGAUUUUGGUGCUCUUGCGGAUAUUAAGUAGUAGGUGAUUGCUUUAAGGGCAUGAACGUAAUUGUUACACUCAUGUUACUCAUCUCUCCAUCACAUGGCUCGUGCCAGAGGUUAAGGUGCUGUUGUCUGUAGAUCACAACCUCUAUUUAAAACUUGGCUUCAACGUUUAAUAUGUCAUUUGCUAACACUUUAUUUGAACGGUACCUACAUAGGGUCUUUAACACAUCCAUAAGCUAUGCAUAAAUAUUUUUAUAAAGCAGUGCUGGAUGGAGAGCUUAUGAAAGGUUCGUUAAAACUCGUGAGCUUGGAGAUUUUGUGGAACUCCUAUUUUUGUGUCUUUACAUAUGACAGAAGAGAGUAACAUUUUCCUUAUUAUUCCUCUUAUUCCUCAAUUAUGAUGCGUAGACUCAAUACGGGUGUUACUGGUGUGGUGUCAUCGCCGCCCCCCCC